AUGUUACGGACAAAUCGACAACCCAAAAUCUCCAAGGGAGGCAACUAUCCAACGCCCGCCAGUCGCAGUAUUCCGAAAUCUGGUGGAAUAACCAAUACUACUGCUAGCACACAAUCACCACAUAAGCCUAGUUGGACUCUGGGCCGGAUUGUCUAUUGGAUUUGCAUGGCCAUGAUUAGCAAACGAAUAUUGGACAAUGCGAUCUUUCUUGGAACGACUUCCUUCUCCAAUAAUACUCCUCGUCCGUCAAUGCCAAUCAACUCCUCCUCCUCCUCCUUGCGAACACCACCACCACCACCACCACCACCCAAAAAUAAUAAUGAUAACCCACCAGCGCCAACACCCACGAUUAUUACCACUCCCAACAAGGCGGCUUUAGCAGUAGCUACUGACAGCAAGUCGACCAUGGUACAACCUGUGGCAAAAACGCAGAAGGUGCAAACAGCAGCCAGAGACCUUCAAAAACAAGUCAAGGAAAAGGAAUCUCCUGGUGACGACGACGACGACGAAGAUGGAGACGAAGAUGAUGACAAGGACGAGAAAAAGGAUGAAGAGGAAUCUCCACCUGCUUUUGAUCCUGCCCGUUGGAUGGUCGAAUUUGAAGCUCCAAAAGACGAAGCCACCGAACGCAAGAUUUGUUUUGUCACCUGCAGCUAUGCCACUUCGGCCAGCGAUAUGGAUCCCUUGGUGGUGGUCAAGAAUCACAAUCCAAAGUAUGUUCGGUUCUUUCUCUUUUCGAAUUUAAAUGAUGAAGAAUGGCACACUCCCGGUUGGACCAAAAUUGUCACCCAUUACAACUACACUCGUGUCAUUACGCACUCCCGUUAUGGCAAAUUCAUGGGAUGGAAAUAUCCUGAAAUUGCCGACAAUUGCGAAGCCGUCUUUUACAUUGAUUCCGUGCUAAAACCUUCGUCCAACAAGUCGUAUUGGGACACCAUUGCGACUUACAUGAUGAAUGACAAUUACGAUCAAGUCAUGGCGCACAAGAAUUUGUAUACACCAGAAGAAAUCAAAAAUAUCAUUACCAACAAUGCCACCAAUAGGGGCAAUCUCACGAAAUACCUCAUGAAUGCGACGGGAUUCAUGCAACACCAUCAUCCGCGGAAUCGAACAGGCAUUUACAAUGAAAUUCAAGCCAUUCAAUGGGCCAAGAAGGAUUUCAAAAAGAAUGUCAAGGCGUUGAUGAAUUGGUUCCGGAAUCAACCCGAAGGGUUUGAUUGGUAUACACCCGUCUAUUUGUGUCAAUCCUUUGGAUACAAUCCCCAUUCCAAAGUCUUUCAAUUGAUUGCCGAAUCCUUUUGGGAACAUUAUUCGUUGGAAAUCGAUUCCUGGCGGGAUCAGCCAUUGUGGUCGUUCAUGCUGCGGAGGUAUCUGGUACGGCCCACCAUUUUUCCCUACCCACAAGAAACCUUGUGGAAGGAAUUGGAAUUGGAGAAUUUUGGACAUGGGAAUCACGAAUAUUUAUCCGAAGCCGAUGUCAAAAUGUGA
Messenger RNA from Cylindrotheca closterium, 1488 nucleotides. The record is from the annotation of a GenBank genome assembly. Lineage: Eukaryota; Bacillariophyta; Bacillariophyceae; Bacillariales; Bacillariaceae.